Messenger RNA from Microthlaspi erraticum, 570 nucleotides. The record is from the annotation of a GenBank genome assembly. NCBI's taxonomy places the organism in Eukaryota, Viridiplantae, Streptophyta, Magnoliopsida, Brassicales, Brassicaceae.
AUGAAAGCAACAACAAUCAUAAUCUCUUUCUUGUUCGCGUUGGCUACAACUCUAGGAGCUGUGGACUUCAACAAGCAAGUGUUGGACUAUACGACUGGCAAUCCGAUUCCCAUCCUAAAUGGGUUUGUUAUGAGAGCCUUUUCGAAAGGAGAACGUUAUUACGUCGACAGAGUGAACAUCCCUUACGUAGGCUUGAGACUAGAACCACGACCAUCACGCGUUCUUCGACUCGAGCCAAGAUUGAACCAAACCGGAUCAACCGAUCCAAUUAUAACCCUAGACACCGGGUAUGGCUUUAGGUUCAAUGAUCUUAAAUCUUUUUGGAAACUGGAUAUAUCUUACAAGAUCCAGGGACUCGGCCUUUUUCAACCUUUCAAGGAAGUACUCGUGAUCAAGGAAACCGAGGAGAGUCGUGUAUACAAGUUGGUUCACGUUAGCAAUAGCACUGGAUCCAAUAAUAUUGGUUUGCAGGUGGUCAUGGUUGAUACAGUGGAGCGAUAUCAACUUGCUGUUAUGAGAACACCACUCCCUGGCGUAAGCAGUCUUCUCUUCACGUUCGAAAGGUCUUGA